AUAUGGUGAUAUUGAGGUUAUCAUAUUUAUACAAUACCUAGCUGUUUUUCAAUCUUCAGUCAAAAUUGGAUCAAUAAGAUGGGGUUCAGUGGGAAACAAGCGUGGAAACAUGGUAUCCGUAUUGCCGCCGGGUGCCUAAUGGGAUCAUCGUUUGGAAGUGCAAUACGGGCUGUAGCAAAUAACAGGUGGGGAGUGGCUACUUUUCAGAAUUCAACGGUCAAAUAUGAAGGAAAUAUUGGACUGUGGCAAUUUUGUGGUGGCUUUAAUGGUACUGCAAAGACAUGCCAAUGGACAAAGGACAUGGACUUGCCUCAGGCCCACAAGGCGGCCAUAGCCAUGAGUAUGAUAGGGUUGAUACUGAUGGUUAUCGCCUUCGUUUGUCUCAUGAUAACAUGGUGCACUGUCUACGCCAAGAAGUCUGGCCCCCUUGCUAGAUACAGCAUCAUUUCAAUAGCAGCAGUGUCAUUGCUAGCAGUUGUAUGCUUUCUGCUUGCAAUGGCAAUCUUUGGCACAUUUUUCGAAACAUGGCAAAAAUUCCAUGACUACGGACCAGGAACGAAAAAAUUCCUCCUCACCGACGGAUUUUAUGCCAUUAUGGUAGCAGGCAUAAAUGGUCUUAUAGCCACGAUUUUUGUAAGAGUUUCUGCGCAAAGCUUGCUGGCAAGUGAAGAUCAGCUGCCUAUGAUACAUGUGAUUCCCGGGAAUGGUCAGGCUCCAGCGUAUGUAGCUCCCGCUACAUCCGUGUACCCAACCCAACAAUACAAUACAGGGUACAGUGGAGAAAAACAACCGGGCACAUACUAGUGUACGACUGAUUUUUAAAUAUACAAUAACAUCACUAAGGCACCC
This is a messenger RNA of Owenia fusiformis, 849 nucleotides long. Lineage: Eukaryota; Metazoa; Annelida; Polychaeta; Sabellida; Oweniidae. The record is from the annotation of a GenBank genome assembly.